Molecule: messenger RNA, 993 nt
Organism: Dothidotthia symphoricarpi CBS 119687
Lineage: Eukaryota; Fungi; Ascomycota; Dothideomycetes; Pleosporales; Dothidotthiaceae
Exons: 4
Coding region: 1-993 (330 amino acids)
Source: RefSeq, a predicted model, not a curated record
AUGCGGACGCUUUCCAGGACGAAAAGGACCGAGCCCACAGAGACCACUGCCAAACCCUUCCCAUUCGAAAGACUGCCGUCUGAGCUGCGACUUCAGAUCUACCGCAAGCUCCUCGUACGACCCGAACCUAUCGAUCUCUGGCCCCAUAUCAGGUACAACAUGAUGUACAACUGCAACCUUCAACGCGCAACGGUUAUGCGCGAAUACCAGUCCACAAACAGACCUCGCGUUGCACUCCUACGUGUUAGUAAACUCAUCCACGAAGAGGCAAGCGAAGUCUUUUAUGGCGAGAAUGAGUGGCGUUUCAGCGGGAUCAACGGGUGGAUGGUGAUGAGCUGCUGGUUGAACACCAUUCAAUUCCGACACUUCCGGUUCCUGAAGACAGUGACGGUACAUGUGCCAUUCCUUGGCAAAGAUUAUGUCGCAUUUCCCACGUAUGGAACGGUUGAUUUCCACGAGCGCAUAUGUGCUCCCCACCCCAGGUUUUCCAUUUCUCGCGGUGAACGACACCGCGUUGCAGACCAAACGAUGUACUUUCGCGCCCGUCUCAGACGAUUCGGUUUCUCUGUCCCUACAAACUGGUCGCACAAUGAGUCACUCCAAGACUGUUUGAACAAACUAAAAACCACGGCACUCUGUCAUUUCACGCUCCAGUACCUCGACAAUUUUCAAAAUACAUUGAUGAUCCAUCGCGAGGCGGAACACCUUCGCGCCCCGAAAUUCAGUUUUGUCUUCCUCAAGCACAGAAGCUAUGGGAUGGAUGAUGAAUCACGCGGCAUCAUGAGGCCGUUGCAGCCGUGGUUGAGGCGAUAUACAGGGGAAUGCAAGAAGAUGGUGGAGCUUGUCAAGAAAAGGGAGUGGGAGAUUGGGUAUGGGAUUGUUCAUGCAAAGGGAGGGUGGAGUGUGAUAAGCAGAGAUGAGUGCGAAGUGAUAUGUGGAGAUAGGGCGCUGGAGAGGGAAGAGAGGGAUGAGAAUGACUGGAUAAACUACUAA